AUUAAAAAAUGACCCAGAAAAACAACUUGAUAACUCCGCGCCGUAGCUCCGCGUUCGGUGCGUGGAAGAGCCGCCGCGGCUAGGGCUCCUUAAACCCAUUUUCUCACGCUCUCCGCCACGCUUCGCUCCGCGCCCCGGGAAUUCCUCCGCAAAAGGCUUGUGGUCAUGACGGGUCCUGGCAGGUCCAUGCUGUACUCAUUGCUUCUAUUUGCCAUUAUUCUCUCACUUCUUGAGAUGUACAGAGGGAAAUUGGCAUCUUCUGAGUUGCUGACGAUUUUUGGUGGUUUUAUCAGCUCCCUGUUAUUUCUUGUGCUGCUAACAUUCAUUGGGAAUUAUCAAGAAUCAAGUGGGAUGAAAACAGGGUGGGGUGCUGUUGUACUUGCAGAAAUUGUUGCUCUCAUUGCUGCUAGCACUGUUCAUCGUGUUUGUGUCACAACAUGUUUCUUAUUUUCAGCUGGACUUCUAUACGAGGUUAACAAGCUUUCAGGGAUGAUGCUUUCUAAAAAUGAACCAAAAGUGCGGCGACAUUGAAGAGGUGGCUUGUUGAUUGUUUUUCAGUAUAGUGAGAGCCUGUAAUUCUGCAAAUACAGGGUGUUGUUAAGAUUAGACUCUUAAGCUUUACAUCAUGGAUAAAGAGAUUAUUGAGGAUGAUGACUUUCAUGAAAUGAUGUUUAUUCUGCCUUAUUUAAGUAAUGUGAAAUUGUCUAGAAUAGGUGAGAGAUUACGUACAUUGUUUCUAUGGGUUGAUGCCCUCAUAGAGGAGAGACCAUAAAGUCACGGGUUUUUUCCUUUUAUGAAGAUGAAUCUUAAUGCUUUUUUUUUGUUUGACUAAGUAAUGCCAAGCUUGUGAGUUGAAAAGCUA
This is a messenger RNA of Phoenix dactylifera (date palm), 862 nucleotides long. Its product is annotated as keratinocyte-associated-like protein. Gene Ontology annotation, biological process: protein N-linked glycosylation. The record is from RefSeq and is a predicted model, not a curated record. NCBI's taxonomy places the organism in Eukaryota, Viridiplantae, Streptophyta, Magnoliopsida, Arecales, Arecaceae.